Scaptodrosophila lebanonensis is the source of this 1264-nucleotide messenger RNA. RefSeq lists its product as uncharacterized. The transcript has a single exon. Lineage: Eukaryota; Metazoa; Arthropoda; Insecta; Diptera; Drosophilidae. Bases 25 to 1224 code for a protein of 399 amino acids. The record is from RefSeq and is a predicted model, not a curated record.
UAGCACAGAAGCGUGUCAACAAACAUGAAUAGACUGGAGUUUGUUUUGAGUCUUGUUGUGGUUGGGAUCGUACUGGUGCUGGCGAAAUCAGAGCAAGCCCUGCCACUAAAUGCCAAGGAUUUCCAGCUGCAAUUCCUGCAAUCCAUUGCCGACGUGGCCGAGCAACGUGCGGAGCUUAGUCUUAAUGCCUAUUUGCAGGAGUUGGCUGAUACGGGCAGGUAUGGGAACUACAGCGCUGAGCUCGCAGCGGCCAAGCAAACCCAUAAGCUUCAGGCCAAGGUGGUGUUAAUCAAGCAAUUGCUGGAUGCGCGCGCCGUAGCCGGAUCUGUGGAGGAGGAUCUGGAGCACACCAGCAUGCUGCGCAAUUUGGUGUUUUUGCGCAAACUGAAGCAGCAGAUGCGGGAAAUGCACGAGGCUAGCGCUCAGGAGAUAAGACAGCUGCGUUUGCAUCGUUUGUGCAAACAGUUUGAGCGGCCGGCAGGCGGCAGUCCAUCUGGAGGCAGCCGUUUAAUUAACGAGCAAACCUUGAAGGCCGCUCUCGAGCAACUGAACUCAACAAAGAGCAAUUCCACGUUGGAGCUGAACAAAUUCGGUCAAGAUUUGUACGAGCGUGUGAAGGUGAAUGGGGCGCAGAUCAUAGACAACUAUUUGCAGAUGUUGCGUGGACUUAUCCAGGAUAUUCUGGAAGCAGGACACGGCAAUCCACAGCUGUUGAAGGUGCUGAACGAUCUGGAGGAGAUUCUAGCCAUUGGCGACUUGUACGAGAAACGGCAGCGCCUCUAUGACUAUCUGGAGCGUCAUUUGAUGGCGGACUACGAGCAAAUGAAUCCUGAGACUAAAGAGAGAAAUUUGGGGGAACUGCUCGAUCAAUUGAAGUCCAAGGGACUUGAUCUCUUCGUCAUCUUUCUCUUCAGCAACUUUGAGUUUCUCGAGCAUGUGCACGAACAAUGGGUGCUGAUGUUGCCCCAGACCUCCAGUCUUCUAUACGAUGACAACACCCGUGAGCUGUACGAUAUACAGCAGCUCUACGACCGCUUCAAGCUGGACACAGAGAGUGCGCCCAAGUAUGAGGCCUAUGUGGGUGCAUUGCGACGUCUCCACGAACGGACAGUGGAGCAGGGAGACCAAAAUCGACAUAUCUUUGAGCUGCUGAACAACGCGGCACAAAAUGUGGGCAGCGUUACUUUUAAUAUGAUCAAGGCCAAGUGCAAGGAGUGGCUUUGAGUGCAAAUAAAAUUAGCUUGUUGAUGUUUUAAGUUCUUAA